AUGUCGUAUAGAGCUUCUCAUGUCGCUCAGGCCGAGAAGGGUGUGCAAAACUUGGUGGUGGUGGACAGAAUCAGUGCAUUGCCGAAUGAGCUUAUAUACCUCAAAGCUCUUGAUUUCGGGUCUGUAGGACUAACUGGACAAGUUCUGGAGUGCUUCUUGUCUAACUGUCCAGUUCUUGAGCGAUUAAAAGUGCUUGUUUCAUUCAUUUAUGUUGGAGAUGAGAUAAACUUGCUGCUUAAGAAUGUACCACAGCUUGUUGAGGUGUCCAUUUCAUUUAAAGAGUGUCAUUCUCAGCGAGAGGUUCUAAAAUCUCAGCUAGAGGUUCUCAGUCUGAACAAUUUUGUGUUCUACAAUGGGAAAGAUGUAUUUCCUGCAUUUGUAAAUCUGAAGCAUUUGGAAGUAGGAUUCAAAGAAGUUGACGAUUGCUGUCUACUUCAAUUGGCUUCUUCAAUGAGGGCAUCUCCUUUUUUGCACAACCUUGUGUUGAAGUUGGCAAAGGUAAUCUCUAUAUAUUAUAGCAGAGAAAUGCAGAUUAAGCAAGCUCCCAAAUGCUCCCAUGAAUACCUUAGGGUAGUAGAAGUGGCAGAGUAUCAUGGUCGUACAAGUGAUUUUGAACUUGUCAUGUAUUUGAUAGAGAAUGCUGUUGAACUAGAAAAACUUGUUAUCCGUCCUGUCGGCACAUGGUAUUCUUAUGACCGGAGGAUGCAGUAUGACGGAAAUGCGGAGAGGGAAGAAAAGGCGGAAAGAAAACAAGCUACUCAGCAGCUUAAAGAACAAAUGCCUUCAACUCUAGAUUUCAUAUGCCGGCUGUAG
This is a messenger RNA of Rosa chinensis, 813 nucleotides long. RefSeq lists its product as uncharacterized. The transcript is spliced from 6 exons. Lineage: Eukaryota; Viridiplantae; Streptophyta; Magnoliopsida; Rosales; Rosaceae. The coding region runs from base 1 to 813 and encodes 270 amino acids. The record is from RefSeq and is a predicted model, not a curated record.